Molecule: messenger RNA, 3897 nt
Organism: Cottoperca gobio
Lineage: Eukaryota; Metazoa; Chordata; Actinopteri; Perciformes; Bovichtidae
Product: zinc finger protein 3 homolog
Exons: 2
Coding region: 300-2243 (647 amino acids)
Source: RefSeq, a predicted model, not a curated record
CCUCACGCUCUAACUCGAAACAAGAUGGCGUCUCGUCACUCUGUCUUAGUGAGAAAGUGUGUGAGCUGCAGCAGUCCUGCUCCAGCAGAGCCUCUGUGUGUCUCAUAAAGUGUCUGAAGGGACUUUGUGCUCUUCAGCUUCUCCCUGAAGGUUUUACCUCGGACUCCUCUCCUACACAGCUCGUGAAGUUAGCUUAGCAUGCUAGCUGCAGCACAGCGCUAGUCAGAGUGGAAGUUUGAUGGAGAGCAAACGGUUUCUAACGGAGUGUGUGGAGAAAAAGUCUCUGACAUUCAGUCAAAAUGUGUAAAGUCCAAAUGCUGAGAGCGUUGGUGAAGCAGCGACUAACUGCGGCUGCUGAAGAGAUAUUUGUGCUGUUUGAAAGAACGAUAGCAGAGUACGAGGAGGAACUGUGUCGUUCAAAAGAGGAGAACGAGCGACAACGGAAACUACUGGACGCUGUGCUCAAGCCUCAGCUUCGGUUACACAGAGCAGACGUGAAGCAGCUGCUGCUGGUUAAAGAAGAGGUUCCCCCUGAGCAGCAGGAGUGGAGCUCCAGUCUGUACCAGGAGGACCCAGAGCCCCCCCCACACAUUAAAGAGGAACAGGAGGAACUCUGGAGCAGUCAUGAGGGAGAGCAGCUUCAAGGGCUGGAGGAGGCUGAUAUCACCAAGUUCACAUUCACUCCUGUCCCUGUGAAGAGUGAAGAUGAUGAAGAGAAACCUCAGUCCUCACAGCUUCAUCAAAGACAAACUGAACACAUGGAAACAGGAGCUGAUGGAGAGGACUGUGGAGGACCAGAACCAGCCAGGAACUCAGAUCCAGAGACACAUUUACAGCCAGAUACUGAGGACAAGACUGGAGACUCUUCUGACACUGAUGACAGUGAGGAUUGGAAGGAGACCAGAGAACCUCCGUCAGGUUUAAACUCUCUAGGAAAUGAAGAAGUCCCCAUCAGUGAUUCCAGAAGUAGUGCUGGAGAGAAACCAUUCAGCUGCUCUGAGUGUUGGAAAAGAUUUGGUCGCAAUGAACAUCUGAAGAUCCACAUGAAAACUCACACAGGAGAGAAACCAUUCAGCUGCUCUCAGUGUGGGAAAAUCUUUGGCACCAAGGGGAGUCUGAAGAGACACAACAAAACGCAUACAGGAGAGAAACCAUUCAGCUGCUCUCAGUGUGGGAAAAGAUUUGGUCGCAAUGAACAUCUGAAGAUUCACAUGAAAACUCACACUGGAGACUCUUAUGAACCUGAUGACAGUGAGGAUUGGAAGGAGACCAAAGAACCUCCGUCAGGUUUAAACUCUUUGGAAAAUGACGUCCCCGUCAGUGAUUCUAGAAGUAGUGCUGGAGAGAAACAAUUCAGCUGCUCUCAGUGUGGGAAAAGAUUUGGUCGCAAUGAACAUCUGAAGAUCCACAUGAAAACUCACACGGGAGAGAAACAAUUCAGCUGCCGUGUUGUAGAGGACUGUGGAGGACCAGAACCAGCCAGGAACUCAGAUCCAGAGACACAUUUACACCCAGAUACUGAGGAGAAGACUGGAGACUCUUAUGAACCUGAUGACAGUGAGAAUUGGAAGGAGACCAAAGAACCUCCGUCAGGUUUAAACUCUUUGGAAAAUGACGUCCCCGUCAGUGAUUCUAGAAGUAGUGCUGGAGAGAAACAAUUCAGCUGCUCUCAGUGUGGGAAAACAUUUGGCUCCCAGGGACAACUGAACAGACACAUGAGAAUUCACACAGGAGAGAAAACUUACAGCUGCUCAGUUUGUAAGAAAUCUUUUAAAUCGAGUGGUCAGCUGAAGAAACAUAUGGUAGUUCACACAGGAGAGAAACCUUUCAGCUGCAGUGUUUGUAACAAAAGAUUCACUCGGCGUUAUUGGAUCAAAACACAUCACUGUGCUGGUCAUCAGUCCUCUCAGCUUCAUCAGAGUCAAACUGAGAACAAAGUCCCCCUCAGUAGUGAGAGACAUGACACUGCAGAGAAACCCUUCAGCUGCUCUGACUGUGGGAAAAUCUUUGGCCAGAACCACCAUCUGAAGAGACACAGGAGAUCUCACACAGGAGAGAAACCCUUCAGCUGCUCAGUCUGUGAGAAACGUUUUGCACGGAGAGAAACUUUACAGAAACACAUGAAUACUCACACGGGAGAGAAAUUGUUUGAUUGCUCAGUUUGUGAUAAAAAAUGUUUGCGCAAGGCACAUCUGAAGAGACACAUGAAGACUCAUGCAGGAGAGAAACCCUUCAGCUGCUGAGUGUGUGGAAAAGAUUUACAGUAAGUCUGACACGACAAAUGAUCUCUGCAGAAACACAGUGGAAUCUACUCGAGAGAAACCGUAUAGUUGUUCAGUUAGUGAUAAAAGAGUCACUUGACCGCCUCCUGUACAGAAACAUCAGUGAGCUGCUGAGGAAGCAGGAAGUAAAUGAAGCUGCAGACGCUUGUUGGCUCCAUUUCUCCAGCAGGAAGGAAGAACUGAGGGCGAGACUUCAAAAUGAGACGAAGCUACUCAACCAUCUAAGUUAUGUUGUUAUUUGUGUUGUGGUUAUUUUGUUGUUUUCCGUGCACACUGUGGUAUUUUAUGUUUUCAACGUUUUUUACUCUUCGGCCACAUUUCACUUUGUUGUUGUUGCUUUACUGCAGAGACUGAAGUUUCACUAUAAUGUAAAAAGUAAGUUUUAUUGUUUACAUCCUCAUUUCUUCUUCUACACGCCCGCAGCUGGUCUUUGAUACAUCCGAGUGAUUCUGUUGCAUAUUCAGCAGACUUCAGUUCCAGUUUUGAUGUGCUGAAUAUUUAAUAUUUUGUUUACAGAUUAGUCUCCGGCGGCCCUGAAGGUGUGUCUGCAUGAAGACAUUACUCUCUGUUUGUAAAAGCUUUGACCUUCAGGGCUAGGGUUACCUAACCGUAUUUCUUUCUGUUUAAUCCAUAUUUUCUAGAACAACUAUUGUACAGUAACAGUUUUCUGCUGAACUUCUGUGUAUGCGCUGUUUCCACCAGAACUGCAGUUUAAGGUUGUUUUGUUAAUAUUUGACAGAAUGUGUGUUGCUUAUGAAACACUUGUUUUGUAUACAGCGCUAUUAUAAUUUACUAAACCUUUUCCCCACAAACCUGCGAAAUGUCCCGUCAUUUCCUUUAAAUUACUUUGUUUGAGGCCAGAAAAGGGAAAAUGAUCAAAUUCCCCAGAGAAGCAAAACAAUAUAAAUAUGAAUGUGUGCAGCAGAAUGAAGUUGAAAAACGUGCGCAGUAGCAAAUGACUUCCUGUUACGAUGUCAUGAUUAUGGAAAAUAUUGUUUGUGAUCUAUGUAAAUAAAUGCAGGAGGAAGUUUUCCUUCAGUAAGUUACACAUUCAAAAGGUUUUUCUUUGUACAGAUUUGUGUUCUGUGUUAAUUCCAGUCAUUUACAUCCAGCUGUUUCCACCAGAACUGCAGUUUAAGGUUGUUUUGUUAAUAUUUGACAGAAUGUGUGUUGCUUAUGAAACACUUGUUUUGUAUACAGCGCUAUUAUAAUUUACUAAACCUUUUCCCCACAAACCUGCGAAAUGUCCCGUCAUUUCCUUUAAAUCACUUUGUUUGAGGCCAGAAAAGGGAAAAUGAUCAAAUUCCCCAGAGAAGCAAAACAAUAUAAAUAUGAAUGUGUGCAGCAGAAUGAAGUUGAAAAACGUGCGCAGUAGCAAAUGACUUCCUGUUACGAUGUCAUGAUUAUGGAAAAUAUUGUUUGUGAUCUAUGUAAAUAAAUGCAGGAGGAAGUUUUCCUUCAGUAAGUUACACAUUCAAAAGGUUUUUCUUUGUACAGAUUUGUGUUCUGUGUUAAUUCCAGUCAUUUACAUCCAGCUGUAGAUAUUGUUAAUGAAAUGUAUAGAUUUAGAAAUAUGAAUAUCGUCUUGACAUUAUGUGGACAGCAGCUCACAGAU